This is a messenger RNA of Gopherus flavomarginatus (Mexican gopher tortoise), 2525 nucleotides long. RefSeq lists its product as uncharacterized. The record is from RefSeq and is a predicted model, not a curated record. Gene Ontology annotation, molecular function: aspartic-type endopeptidase activity; RNA-DNA hybrid ribonuclease activity; nucleic acid binding. Lineage: Eukaryota; Metazoa; Chordata; Testudines; Testudinidae. Gene Ontology annotation, biological process: proteolysis. The transcript is spliced from 3 exons.
CCAUCCCGCCCCCGGAGCCCCGAGUAAAAAUGCGGGUGGGAAAUUCAGAAAUAGACUUUUUAGUAGACUCUGGAGCAGCACGAAUUGCUGUAAACCAACCCCUCCAGCUACCGGUGGCAGAUUCCCUUACUGUGGUGGGUGCCACAGGCAAAGGAACCAAGUGUUCAUUAUAUGCCCCAGUGGAAUGUGCUUUGGGAAACAGAACUAUAUCCCACAAGCUGGUUUACCUUCCAAAUUGCCCAACGCCUUUGUUAGGGCGAGACCUACUUUGCCGUUUAGGUGCCACUCUGCAUUUUACUCAAGAUGAAAUAACCCUUACCUUACCACCUGAGAAUGCAUGGAUAAUGACCCUUGCAGCUGAACCCUCAGCCAUGCAAGCCCCAGAGUGGAGCCAGUGGGAAGAUCAAAUAUACCCCCUGGUAUGGGCAUCAGGGAUCCCAGGAAAAGCCACACACCAAACCCCUGUUAAAAUUCAGCUUUUGCCAGGAAGAGGCCCGGUGCAAAUUAAACAGUAUCCAAUCAAGAGGGAAGCCAGAGAAGGGUUACAGGGAACUAUAGACCGAUUCCUACAAUACGGUGUACUUCGAGAAUGCCAGUCAGCUUGGAACACCCCUAUUUUGCCAGUGCAAAAGCCUAAUGGCACGUACCGGCUGGUGCAGGACCUAAGGGCGGUUAAUGAACGGGUUAAAACUUUGCACCCCCUCGUUCCAAACCCAUAUACCUUGUUGGCCUCAGUGGGGGGGCAGUACACUCAUUUUUCAGUUUUGGAUUUAAAGGAUGCUUUCUUUACAAUUCCGGUUGAUACACCAUCUCAAGAGAUUUUCUCCUUUGAGUGGGAGGACCAAAGGAGGGUUAAAAGGCAGCUUUGCUGGACUGUGUUGGCCCAGGGAUUUAAAAACUCUCCCACCCUUUUUGGCCAGGCCCUGGCCAGGGACUUGGAGGAAUGGGAUAAUGAGGACAAGGUCCUCCUUCUGCAAUAUGUUGAUGACUUGCUAAUUGCAGCUGUGGGUCUGACCCCUUGCCUUAAAGCCACCGCAAGCCUCCUAAGCUUUAUUGGACUACGAGGAUACAGAGUAGCACGAAAUAAAGCUCAGAUUGCUCUCCCAGAAGUACGGUACCUGGGGUUCCACAUCAGGCAGGGGGAGCGCCAGCUUUCUAAUGAAAGAAAAGAAGCUAUAUGCUAAGUUCCUAUCCCAAGCAAUCAUAAACGGCUCAGGGCAUUUCUGGGAAUGGUGGGCUUUUGCAGAAUAUGGAUCCCAGAAUUUGGAUUGUGGGCUAUACCAUUGUAUGAAUGUGUCAAGGGAACAGAUCACGACCCUUUUCACUGGACACCAGAAGCUGACAGGGCAUUUAAGAUCUUAAAAAGAAAAUUGAUGGAAGCCCCAGCCCUGGGUUUACCCAACCUUUCAAAGCCAUUUCAAUUGUAUGUACAUGAACGAAAAGGAGUGGCUCUGGGCAUGCUUACCCAGCUAUUAGGCACCUGGAAAUGUCCCGUAGCCUAUUUUUCUAAACAACUAGAUCAAGUUGCAAAGGGAUGGCCAGCAUGUUUAAGGGCAGUUGCAGCUGCUGCUCUGGUGUUAGAUGAAGCUGACGCUGGGGGGGAGUUGUACAAGUUUAUACACCCCAUCUGUCGUCCAGACUUAAAAGAUCAGCCACUUCCAAAUGCAGAUUAUGAAUGGUAUACUGAUGGCAGCAGUGCUGUUAUUAACGGACAAAGGAGGGCGGGUUAUGCUGUUGUAACUCUCCACGAGACAGUGGAAGCAGAAAGUCUGCCUGCCGGGACAUCAGCCCAGCUGGCUGAAUUAAUAGCUUUAACUCGUGCACUUGAACUUUCAAAAGGGAAAAGAGUUAACAUUUUCACUGAUUCCAGAUAUGCCUUUGGAGUGUUACACGCUCAUGCAAGUCUGUGGAAGCAGAGGGGGAUGCUGACAGCUCAAGGCUCUCCGGUCAAGCAUGGACCCCAGAUUCUCCGGCUCCUGGAAGCAGUACAGCUCCCAGCAGAGAUAGCUGUGAUACACUGCAAGGCACACCAAAAGGAAGACCGAGACGUAACCAGGGGCAACGCUCGAGCAGACAGGGAAGCCAAGCAUGCUGCCACCUUAAAUUUACCGACAACUGAAAACACCCACAUGCAUGCCCUCAUUCCUUCAGUGGGGGAGCUUGCAACUCCUCAGUAUUCCUGUGAGGAAAAGCAGCUGGCUGACAAGCUCCGUCUCCAGGAAAAGGAGAGGUAUACCAAAGAUCUACAACCGUCUCCAUUGGAUGCUCCUGUCCACUCCUUGCAGCCAGGCGACUCCGUGCUCGUGCGUACCUGGAAGGACGAACCCCUGCAGGAACGGUGGAAGGGACCAUACACAGUCUUGCUGGUUUCCCACACAGCAGCCAAGGUUGAGGGACACAAGACCUGGAUUCAUCACUCCCGUCUGAAGAAAGUACCAGCUCCAGCAUCAACGGACAAGUGGACUGUGCAGCCUGUCAGUGAUCCUAGUGAUACUGAUCUUGGACUAAAACUGCUGCUUAAAUGA